AACCCCGUCAUUUUCCGGGGACGAAAUUGUUUUGGGGGGACAUGACUUAUUGACUGGUGUUAGGUUAUUUAAACGUCUCAAAAGCCAACAUCCUUUGUCCACAAUGUUGGCCUGUACUCGCCUCUGCAGCAGUACUAUAUUCAGCGCUUUUCGCACCACUCCGGUAGCUGCUGUCGGUCAGCUCCAGAGAGGUUUGUCCUCGCAGACAGACGGAGAGGAGCGCAUCGCAACCAUACUGAAGGACAAGUUUCCUCUGGCCUCCAAGCUCAAAGUGACGGAUAUAUCAGGUGGCUGUGGGGCCAUGUAUGAGAUCCAUAUAGAAUCCAGUGAGUUCAAAGGAAAAAGAACUGUUCAACAGCACCAGCUGGUCAAUCAAGCCCUGAAGGAGGAGAUCCAAAGCAUGCAUGGCCUGCGAAUCUUCACUAAUAUCCCAAAGUAGUAAAAGAUAGAAUAAUUCACUUCUGAACCACACCCCUUUUUGCUUUUUCACCUAAUAAGAAUGUGCAGACUCAUCAAACAUGGUAUAUCGUUUAGCAAAUGCAUUUCAGCCAAAAAAAAAAAGUUAAGGCGUUAACAACAGAGAUGUAGUUACAACAUUUUCACAGUAAAAAUGUGAAAUACAUGGACAGUAAGGUAAGACUAAGGUUUUUUGUUUGUUUGUUUUUGGGGGGUUUGUAAAGAAGGAAAUCUUCUACGUAAGAUGUAAAACCAGUAACAGCUGUGAUACGCACAACAUGACCAAAUGUUUGGUCAUGAUCAAGUCACUAUUCUUUCCUGUUAGGGGGGUCUCUCAGGGUUGUUUGUGAAGCUAGUGUUAGUCCUCAUGAAAUCAGCUACACAUCCUUUAUUUAAACUACCUUUCCAGCAAUGUGACCACAAUGUAUGUACAGUUCACUUGAAGUUGAUCUAUUUUAAAAUAUUGUAUAUCAGUGGGUUGUCCACGAAUCUUGGGCUUAUGUUUUAAAUGGGGGUUGUAAUAAAAAGCAGCAGCUUUA
Messenger RNA from Xiphophorus maculatus (southern platyfish), 995 nucleotides. It is a transcript of the gene bola3, whose product is annotated as bolA family member 3. Lineage: Eukaryota; Metazoa; Chordata; Actinopteri; Cyprinodontiformes; Poeciliidae. The coding region runs from base 104 to 439 and encodes 111 amino acids. The record is from RefSeq and is a predicted model, not a curated record. The transcript has 4 exons.